Molecule: messenger RNA, 1278 nt
Organism: Vigna radiata var. radiata (mung bean)
Lineage: Eukaryota; Viridiplantae; Streptophyta; Magnoliopsida; Fabales; Fabaceae
Product: RNA pseudouridine synthase 1
Exons: 2
Coding region: 205-1140 (311 amino acids)
Biological process (GO): pseudouridine synthesis
Molecular function (GO): pseudouridine synthase activity; RNA binding
Source: RefSeq, a predicted model, not a curated record
GAAACUGAUUACAUUAUUUCUUUAUUAAUUUAAUAAAAAGUAUUUUGUUGGAGGUGAUAUGAUUUAAAUGAUAAAUAGAAGCUGCAAACCAUAUUGGACCGAGCCGUAUUAAGUGAGCCCGUAUAAGUAACUAGUCCAAUUUCAUGAGAAAAAAAAAAGAAAAAAAAAAAACCGCGCCAGUCCCUACCCUUCCCCCUCGUGCGCAUGCUCUCCUUCAACCCCAAACCUUUUGUCUUCUCCGCCGUAGCCAUGUCAGGGCCCCCGGAACGGAAAAUCCCCACAGCCGCAGAGAAUUAUCCAGUGCCACUGUCCCCUCCGCUUCCCCCGAUCUCAAAGCAAAUCGAGCUCAGCAGAGCCAUGACCGCUUCUUCAAACUCAAGCAUCUUUUCUCUCUCACCCUCCGACAUUCUCUACCAGGACGACCACCUCAUCGCAGUCAACAAGCACCAAGGAAUUUACUGCGAGACCCUCCUCUCCUCCCUCGCUUCCCAAUCGCACGAGCUUCACCUCGCUAAUCGACUCGACCGUGACACCAGUGGUAUAUUGCUCUUAACCAAGUCGCACAAGGUGGCCGCAAAACUCGUCAAGGCCUUCACCGAACACAAAGUGAAGAAAACAUACAUUGCCCUGUGCACCGGUCCUCCUCCCAAUUGGGAACAGGUCACCGUCAGAUCCGGUCACGGGAGGUCCAAGUUCGGCGCCUGGCGAGUCUACGGUGCUUCCGAUGUGGGACGCACACUACCGGGUGGCUCGGCCGUCCGGUCCAUGGAGACUUCCUUUGAGGUGUUGUCGGUAAACGGAAAUGGCAGCUUUAGGGAGGUCUCUGAUUCGUGCGAGGAGGGAAAUGUUUUGGUGGUUGAAGAAAAAGCGGUGAAAGAGGAUGGUAAUGCGAGUGAGAUUGUAGUGAGAGCGUAUCCUCGGAGUGGAAGAACGCAUCAGAUUCGCUUGCACUGUCAGUACCUAGGGAUUUCUAUCGUAGGUGAUGUGAAAUAUGAAGGUGUGUACGGGUGGAAAGGUAUAACUCAUCAUGCACAUCACCUUCAUGCAGAAACCUUGUCCUUUGAACAUCCUGUUACUGGUCUUGACGUUAUGCUACGUGCACCUCUCCCUCUGUGGGCUACCCAGGCGUUUCAGCAUUAAUACCUGCUUGCGGCUGAGAAAUUUCGAGCUUCUUGCCUUGUGAUUUCAUGUUAACAAUUGUAUUUUGUUUUCGUUUUGACUGUAUAUUAACAGCCCUGCCUCUGUUUCUCCAAGGAAUGACAAUUAUGUUUGAUGGUA